AUGCGAAUUGAAAAUACGCAUGGCUGUCAUCCUGCUGGUACCGGUUGUGAUGAUCGUUCAAAUUAUAAAUGUGGUGCUCAGGUUGUAGAUGCUAAUUUGUUACCAAAUUCUAUAAUUGAGCUCACGCUUGAAUCUCCCAAUUAUCAUGACAACUUGGGAGUAUCAGCAAUAGGCCACUUUAGCAUGCACGUUGAUAAUAAAGAAGGUCAUGGCGGUGGAUAUUCAUUUUUUUCAGAUCCUAUAUGGGUCAAUGGCUGUGACUGUGACAAUUGCCAAAAUAUACCUCUGAGUUUCAAAUACACAAGGGAUUUUGAUAUGCCAACACCUCCAAAAGGAACUUGGUUUGAUGUUUGGAUUUCAAUAUAUUGGAGUUGUGGGAGUAUGCACGAACUAAAUCCAAGGGCUAUAGCUUGUAAUAGUCAGGAUGUACAUUAUCGAACCUAUGUCAAGUAG
Molecule: messenger RNA, 453 nt
Organism: Acaulospora morrowiae
Lineage: Eukaryota; Fungi; Glomeromycota; Glomeromycetes; Diversisporales; Acaulosporaceae
Source: the annotation of a GenBank genome assembly